AUGGGGAACUGCCACACGGUGGGGCCCAACGAGGCGCUGGUGGUGUCAGGUGGCUGCUGUGGCUCGGAUGUGAAGCAGUACGUGUAUGGAGGUUGGGCCUGGGCUUGGUGGUGCAUUACUGACACCCAAAGGAUUUCCCUAGAGAUAAUGACGUUACAGCCCAGGUGUGAGGACGUAGAGACGGCGGAGGGGGUAGCUUUAACUGUCACAGGUGUGGCACAGGUGAAGAUAAUGACCGAGAAGGAGCUCCUGGCUGUGGCCUGUGAGCAGUUCUUGGGGAAGAACGUGCAGGAUGUGAAGAAUGUGGUCCUUCAGACACUGGAGGGGCAUCUGCGCUCCAUCCUAGGUACCCUGACAGUGGAGCAGAUCUACCAGGACAGGGACCAGUUUGCCAAACUGGUACGGGAGGUGGCAGCUCCUGAUGUGGGUCGCAUGGGUAUCGAGAUCCUGAGCUUCACCAUCAAGGAUGUCUAUGACAAAGUGGAUUACCUGAGCUCCUUGGGGAAGACUCAGACUGCAGCUGUCCGAAGGGAUGCAGAUAUCGGUGUGGCAGAAGCCGAGCGAGAUGCUGGCAUUCGGGAGGCAGAGUGCAAGAAAGAAAUGUUGGAUGUCAAGUUCAUGGCAGAUACCAAAAUAGCAGAGUCCAGACGGGCUUUUGAAUUGCAGAAAGCUGCCUUCACUGAAGAGGUCAACAUUAAGACUGCCGAGGCCCAGCUGGCCUAUGAGCUGCAGAGCGCCCGUGAGCAGCAGAAGAUCCGCCAGGAGGAAAUUGAAAUCGAGGUGGUGCAGCGCAGGAAACAGAUCGAUGUGGAGGAGAAAGAGAUCCUGCGGAUGGAGAAGGAGCUGAUAGCCACUGUGAAGCGGCCGGCUGAGGCCGAAGCCUACCGCAUGCAGCAGAUCGCUGAGGGCGAGAAGGUGAAGCAAGUCCUCCUUGCUCAGGCAGAGGCAGAAAAGAUCCGCAAGAUCGGAGAAGCAGAGGCGUUUGUGAUUGAGGCCAUUGGGAUGGCAGAGGCUGAGGGGAUGAAGCUGAAAGCUGAAGCUCUCCAGCAGUAUGGAGAAGCUGCCAAGCUGGCUCUAGUGUUGGAUGCGCUGCCUGAGAUUGCUGCCAAAGUGGCUGCUCCCCUCUCCAAAGUGGAUGAGAUCGUUAUUCUCAGUGGAGAGAGCAGCAAUACAACAGCUGAGGUGAACCGUCUGCUGGCAGAGAUCCCUGCCUCCGUGCGUGCCAUCACUGGUGUGGAUCUCACAAAGAUCCCCCUGAUCCAGAAAGCCACCGGGGCCCAGGCAUGAGGUUGGCCAACCCAAAGCUAGUGAAGAUCACUCCCUGUUAUGCACUCAGACAUCAACUGCCUUCAACACGUGGGAAUUCCUUUUAUAUCAAAGACAAUCGAAGUUUCAUUUUUUUAAGCUCUGGUGCCUUAUUUUGUAGGGCCAGAAAGGUGCAUGUCCAGUCAGCUGCUCUUUUUUUUUAUUGCAAAGGGUGGGAGGGGAUUUAUUUUGUAAUUGAGUGUAUAUUGGGUCAGGGUUUGCAUUUGAUCCCCAAUUAAGACUGGCAGCUGCCUGGUGUUGCAAUCCUGGUGCCAUGCUGUUCUCUGUCCUCGGGUGGGUGCCCAGAGCUCAGAGCGGAGGCUCAGCAGGAUGGGGAGCAUGGAAUGUGGAGCUGUAGGAAGAGAACAGCCAGGACCCACCUUCCUUGGGCUCCCUGCCCUCCUGCAGCCACCCUCCUGGGCACUGCCCAAGUCCUGCCUUUGUCCACAAGCUGUUUCUGUGGCUGGCUUUCCUCAUCCCAGUUUCUUGCCCACAGGGCCUCUGCACUGCUCACAGUCCUGCCCAAACUGGACUUCCCAAAGGUGGCAGUCACCUCCCUUGAGUGACAAUCAGGCACUGCCAGUGGGUGCUUCCCGCUCCUGCGCUUCAUUCACUGGGGAAGUUUCCAGCCAGGGUCUGGAGUCAGGGAUAGCUCAGGGGAGGCUAUUAAUGAAGGGAGCCAACUCAGCCCAGGUCUGAGCCAGGCCUGGUGAGGUCCCACCACCAGGAAAGCCAAAGUAGCACUGUGCCAAAGUCACUCCAUCCUCUGAGAAGGAGGCAAAACCACUGAAGGUGCUGUCUCCGAGUGCCCUGGUGCCUCUUGGCCCCCAGAGCUACCCAAGCCAUGGGUCAGAAGGACCAGGUAGGGUGCUGUGGUGGGGACAGGCUCCUCCACCCCCAUGGCCUGUAUAGCUGCUCUGGGGACCAUUACUCUUGGGGCUGGUGCCAUGGCCCUCAGUGCUGACCAGGGAAUACCCCAACGGGGAGUGCAGAAGCCCCUACCUCACUGUCCCCCUUAUGGCCAGUGGUUUUGCUGCCCUUAGUGACAAUGUGAAAGAGGUUGUCCCCUGAGUGUAUCCUGUACUCCCUACAUGUGCUACCAGGUCCCUGCACUGGCAUGUGCCCCUUCCCCACUCCUGUGGCUGCAGCACCCACACCCACAUAUGAAGUCAGCCUGGGGCUGCUGAGGGGUGGUGACCUGUUCAGGCACUGUGAGUUGGUGAGGGUUCUUCCAAUGACUCCUUCACCCACAGUUUGGUGCCACCCCUGCCAUUGCAGGGAAGCAGAGAUCCAGGUCCCCUUCCUGGUAGUGCCCCCAAUACUGGCCAGUCCCUUUGCCAGGAGUGACCUGCUGUGGGACGAAUGGGUGCUAUGGAGCUGCUGGCACCCCAUGCUCCCCCUCCCUGCAGCCAGGGUGCGGAGGAUCAGCAUUAUCAGCCCCCAGCUUGUGCUCAGGCGGCAGGGCCGCUGGCACAGAUCUGGCACUUGCUGGUGGGCGUGCCGG
Molecule: messenger RNA, 2809 nt
Organism: Indicator indicator
Lineage: Eukaryota; Metazoa; Chordata; Aves; Piciformes; Indicatoridae
Gene: FLOT2
Product: flotillin 2
Exons: 11
Coding region: 1-1287 (428 amino acids)
Biological process (GO): protein localization to plasma membrane; regulation of myoblast differentiation
Cellular component (GO): plasma membrane
Source: RefSeq, a predicted model, not a curated record